Molecule: messenger RNA, 384 nt
Organism: Ostertagia ostertagi
Lineage: Eukaryota; Metazoa; Nematoda; Chromadorea; Rhabditida; Trichostrongylidae
Source: the annotation of a GenBank genome assembly
AUGGGGACUGCAUGGUCUCGCUUCCGCUUUUACUGGUUCGGGCGGAAACCUUGCCGGAUCCUUAUGGUUGGUCUCGACAAUGCUGGAAAAACCACCGUUCUAUACAAGCUCAAACUUGGAGAAAUUAUCACUACAAUCCCAACAAUUGGAUUCAAUUUGGAAACCGUGGAAUAUCGCAAUGUCUCGUUCACUGUUUGGGAUGUUGGUGGACAACAACGGAUCAGAGCCCUUUGGAAGUACUAUUUCCGUGAUACACAGGCCAGUGGUAAUGCUAACAAUACUGUGGCAAUAAUCUUUGUCGUCGACAGUGCUGACGUUGACCGGAUGGAUGAGGCCCGAAACGAGAUUCAUUCUCUUGUCCAAGAUACUGAACUGCACGGCUAG